AUGGGCAGCACCGACCUCAGCCAGGUCGAAAGCAACGUGCACUCCGAGGCUGGCACAACUGGCGAGAUCAUCGGCUUCGAGACAGACCUCAGUCACCUUCCGCCAGGCUACUACACCAGCAAGUUCUUCAUCGGCUCGAUGUUCGCUGUCGGCGUUCUCGUGUACAACGUCACAUUGGCUAUUGCGUUGGUUCUCGUCGGGCGUCUGUCUGAUAUCUUUGGCCGACGAUACUUCUUUAUUGGUGGUCAGGUUCUUGGUGUCAUUGGCAGCGUGGUCUGUGCCAAGUCAAAAAGUGUCCCCAUGCUCAUCGGCGGCAAUGUUCUUCUCGGAAUCGCCACCGGCCCACAGCUCAGCUUCCACUUCGUCAUGGGCGAGCUUGUUCCGAUGAAAUACCGCUUCCUUGGGAAUGCCUUCCUCUACCUUUUCUGCAUUCCGGGCAGCGGAGUAGCCCCCAACUUUGACUACAUUGGCACGCUCCUCUUCAUUGCCGGCUUCGUCGUCUUCCUGCUCGGCCUGUCCUGGGGCGGGUCCCUGUACCCAUGGCAGUCCGCGGCCGUCAUCACCGCCAUCGUCGGCGGCUUCGCCGUCAUGGCCAUCUUUGUGUUGUGGGAGAUCUACGCACCAAUCAAGGAGCCCCUGGUCCCCAUGCACCUGUUCCGUAACGGCCGCUGGGUCUCCGCCGUCGUGCUCCUCGGCCUCGGCGCGGGUGUGUACUACGCUUUCGCCAUCAUCAUACCCAUCCAGGUUGCCGUGCUCUAUAACAGCGGCGACGCUACCGAAGUUGGCUGGCUGUCCUCAAUUGUCGGCCUCGGCAUCAUCACGGGGCAGGUCAUCUCUGGCGUCCUUGCCGAACCCAUCGGAAAGACCCGGUACCAGUGCAUGACCGUCUUCACCAUAGGUGGCGCGUUCCUCGGUGCCUGCGGAUGCAUCACUCCGGACAACAAGACCACCGUGGUCGCCCUCGUGUACAUUGGCUGCGUCUUUAUCGGGUGGAACGAGACCAUCUGCCUCGCCAACGCCACAAUCCUCGUCAAGGACCAGCGCGAGAUCGGCGCCGCAGGAGGCGUGGCCGGGUCGGUCCGCGCCGCGAUCUGCGCCGUGCUCAUCGCCGUGUACACCACUGUCCUGACCAACUCGCUCACAAAGAAUCUGUCCAACGACGUCCCGGCCGCCCUGGUCGGCGCGGGCCUGCCGGCCACCUCGGUGGCGGAUUUCAUGGCAGCCAUCACGGUGGGCACGCCCGAGGCGUUUGCAAAGGUACCUGGACUGACCGCUAGUAUCACUGCGGUCGGCGUGCGGGCGUACAAGUGGGCGUAUUCGGAUGCGUUCAAGGCCGUGUACUUGACGACGAUCGCUUUCUCCGCGCUGGCUGUCGUGCUGACGUGGUUUGCGCCGAACACGGAUGAGCUGAUGACGGGCAAGGUUGCGGCUACGCUGGCGAAUGAGGACGGGCAUGUUGUUCAGAGUUUGGACGAGAAGAAGGUUCAAACUGUUUGA
Microdochium trichocladiopsis is the source of this 1497-nucleotide messenger RNA. RefSeq names its product fungal trichothecene efflux pump-domain-containing protein. Lineage: Eukaryota; Fungi; Ascomycota; Sordariomycetes; Xylariales; Microdochiaceae. The record is from RefSeq and is a predicted model, not a curated record. Gene Ontology annotation, molecular function: transmembrane transporter activity. The transcript has 4 exons. Gene Ontology annotation, cellular component: membrane. Bases 1 to 1497 code for a protein of 498 amino acids. Gene Ontology annotation, biological process: transmembrane transport.